CGUCACGUGACCACCCGUACACAGGAUCCACAAGUAAUUCUAGCAGCUGAACCGAAAGUCAAGCCUUGGAGUUAUUCUUUUGUUCAAUUAUAAUAUUUUAUCCACUGGAGCCGGAUGAUAUGAUAUAAUCCUAGGGCCAUUGCGAUUGAAAGCUCGUAAUAAGAAGGAAAGAGAAAGAUGUCUUCGAACCAGUUGUCUUUCAUUCUGGCAUGUACUUUAUGGAACAGGAUGUCGGUGUGUGCUGGAGGUAAGAUUAUAUUCCGUCAUUUAAUCUAUUGCUAAAGUUGUUUAAUCUAUUAAACUGAAAACCGAUUGAAUUGUGUGCUAUUUGAUUGAUCAGAAAGUGUGACUUUUUUUGGCCACUAAUUUAUAAAUCUUACCGCAUGCUAUCGUGCGUAGAGCGCAUUUUUUGGAGAGGCGUUUUUGUACAGAAGAUUUGAGAUAUGAUUUGAGUUUCUAGCAAAUUCCAUUAGUAUAGACCGUAUAAACAUUAUGUAGCAGUGUAGCUUAGAAUUCUUUGCACAGGUUGUUUAUCGUCAAAAGGAAACGAAAGUAAAGGCUACUUGCAUCAAAAUAUCGAACAAACAGCCUCUCUCUCUUUUAAGGAUACAUUACUCAUUAAAAUAAACAGAAUUUGAAGAUAAGAGACAGUUGCCAAUCAGUUGGAGAAGAGACAACUAAUCAAUGAGAAGCACAGAUCUGUCUGCUCUCAAUACUGCAACCUAUCAGUGUCAUUCAGUCAUGAGUUCUCUAGUCCAGUCGGCCACAAUUGCUCCAAUCUGGACAUUGUACCCGGAUAUACAGCUCAGUGCUACAUCAUGUUAAUAAUAAAUCAUAUACAGAAUGUUAAAACAGAGUGUGUUUUUGUGAAGAAAGGGGGGGGGGGGGGUGUAGAGGCACUUGGCGCAGUGGAGCAGAGGCACUUACAGAAGUUACACACGCAUUUAAUGGAAUUCUACAUCAUAUUAGAUGACUGGAGACUUCAGCAGAAUAUUUUUUUAAUACCUCACAAAUGAUCGAAAUGACAGGCUACUUUGACAAACUGAGAAUCUGAGAUCAAUAAAAAACGACAUUGUCUUGAAUCCUUCAAUAGGCCUAGGCCUAGGUGCGUGGAGACGCACAUAUUGUGCAAUAUGAGGAGGAAAUUAUAGUCCUAAAAAAAAGCUUUCCAAUUUCACUGAUGCGCAGAUCACUCACCGGCGAUGGCCUCUCUCUCUCUCUCUCGUUUUACUUUGUAAAACAAUGCUGUUCGCUCAAUGGGACUAUUUGGAAGUUGAUAACAUAUUUGGUAGCCUACAGACAGACUAGUCUUCUUUUUUUCAGCAGAAUCCAUUUGCUUUCCUACCUGUGUUUUCCCGCGAUUGUAUUUGAAAUAUUGCGAAAGGCCUGUUUUGGCUGCAUGCUGUUGUUCACCAGACUGAUUUGCAGCGCGCUCCCGACGGUAGGCAUGACUUGUGAUUGGGCUACAUCCAAUCCGCAGCUAAGCUAUAAAAACAGGGUGUGGGGGGGGGGGGGGGGGGGGAGAUAUUGAUCCUCUGUGGCUAAGUAAUAGGCCUACUACUCCUGGUGUAGUAUUCUAAAUUAUUUCAUUGCUUUAUCAACAGACAGCAGUAAUUAUAUAACUUUGGCAAAUGUAUUGCAAUUUAUCAGGGGUGCUGCGGUACCAGGAAAUAAAGUUACGAAGUGCAACGCUGGAGAGAUGAGAGUUGCAGGCUCAUGUCUAUCAGAGCAGAGAGAGGAAGAGAGGUCAUAGAAAGUGAAUCUCCCGGGCCGGCCCAACACAAAUCAAUUUUUACAAUAUCAGGCACGUUUUCACAUUGUUUUUUUUUUUUUAGGGAGAAGGAGAAUUACAGAGGAGGCAACUUGAAUUAAUUCUGAUUGAUUUUAUUAUAAUUUUUUUACAUUGCAAACAGUUACAAUUAUUUGUGAUGGCACGAGAUGUAAAGGAUCCUGGGAAAUGGGUUCCGGAACGAAAACAGUGCAGCUCAAAUGAAGCACUUUUAUGUGUACAGCAGAUGAAUCAGAGCUAAGGAGUUCCCACAGGGCCUCUUAACUAGCCUGCUCAUGACCAUAUCUGAAUAUGUUGACCAACUGGUCAUUUUAGUACUGACUGACAGAGAGAGGGAGGGAGGGGGGGAACGAGAGUCUCCAAAUCUGUGUACUCCUGUUGUUCUUUCUGCUGUGGGAGUUAAAGGGUUAUGGCAGUGUAUGCUUGCGAAUAAAUGAAUGACCAGUUUCUAUUUACACGGCUAACAGUGGUGUUUCAGGGCUGUUAAGGCCUACCCAAUGGUUGUCCUGUAUUCAUUUUCUGUUUAAUUGAAAGUUGUCAAAAGAAAAUCGGAGGAUACUGAAAAUGUGCUACUCCGCAAAGUACCCAUUUGCCCCACGAGUGAGCUGAGCUGCAAGUAAAAAAAUAUUAACUGGGUGGAAAAAGCAAACAAGUUCACCUUCACGUUCCAUUAAAGUUGACCUGUUCCAGUCACUGGGCAACCAGCAACAAUACUGCCCUCCUGCUCUGUUGAGUCAUACCGUUUAUAGACAAUAGGCUCUGGUUGAGUCCCAAAUGGCACCCUAUGCCCUACAUAGUGCACUACUUUUGAGCUGGGCCUGGUCAAAAGUAGUGCACUAUAUGGACAAUAGGAUGCCAUUUGGGACGCAAUCCCUCUGUAUCCACAGACUGUAUGCAAAGCAUUGGCUCAGCACUUGGCUCUGUGCUUUAAAUUAGCGAAUGAUGGUGUAAUUUACAUUAAUUUGCUCAUUGCGUAAAUAUUCAAAAGAAAGAAGCUCCAGAGUUCCCACACACUGCUCUGUAGCUCAAUUGGUAGAGCAUGGCGCUUGUAACGCCAGGGUAGUGGGUUCGAUCCCCGGGACCACCCAUACGUAAAAAUGUAUGCGCACAUGACUGUAAGUCGCUUUGGAUAAAAGCGUCUGCUAAAUGGCAUAUUAUUAUUAUUAUUAUUAUUACUGUAGAUUCAUGAUUCUCACGUCACCCCCCUCCUCCGCACACUCCACUGGCUUCCAGUUGAAGCUCGCAUCCGUUACAAGACCAUGGUGCUUGCCUAUGGAGCAGUGAGGGGAACGGCACCUCCGUACCUUCAGGCUCUGAUCAGUCCCUACACCCAGGCGAGGGCAUUGCGUUCAUCCACCUCUGGCCUGCUAGCUCCCCUACCUCUGCUGAAGCACAGUUCCCGCUCAGCCCAGUCAAAGCUGUUCGCUGCUCUGGCACCCCAAUGGUGGAACAAGCUCCCUCACGACGCCAGGACAGCGGAGUCACUCACCACCUUCCGGAGACAUUUGAAACCCCACCUCUUUAAGGAACACCUGGGAUAGGAUAAAGUAAUCCUUCUACCCCCCCCCCCCAAAAAAAAAUAGUAUAAUUGUAAAGUGGUUAUCCCACUGGCUAUAGGGUGAAUGCACCAAUUUGUAGUCGCUCUGGAUAAGAGCGUCUGCUAAAUGACGUAAAUGUGCCCUUGAGCAAGGCACUUAACCCUAAUUGCUCCUGUAAGUCGCUCUGGAUAAGAGCGUCUGCUAAAUGACUAAAAUGUAAAUGUAAAUGUAAAUGACAUCAAGAUCCAGUACCGUAGAUCAACUUAUUUAGAAAGCAGAGACACUCCAGGAGAAUAAAUAAUAAUAAUAAUAAUAUGCCAUUUAGCAGACGCUUUUAUCCAAAGCGACUUACAGUCAUGUGCGCAUACAUUUUUACGUAUGGGUGGUCCCAGGGAUCGAAAGCACUACCCUGGCGUUACAAGCGCCUUGCUCUACCAAUUGAGCUACAGAGGACCACUAAGAUAGCUAUACCUUUAGUAAACAGUGCGUUUGGUGUCCCUGGCUCAAACUGAAUGUACAGUUGAAGUCUGAAGUUUACAUACACUUAGGUUGGAGUCAUUAAAACUCAUUUUUCAACCACUCCACACAUUUCUUGUUAGCGAACUAUAGUUUUGGCAAGUCGGCUAGGACAUCUACUUUGUGCAUGACACAAGUAAUUUUUCCAACAAUUGUUUACAGACAGAUUAUUUCACUUAUAAUUCACUGUAUCACAAUUCCAGUAGGUCAGAAGUUUACAUACACUAAGUUGACUGUGCCUUUAAACAGCUUGGAAAAUUCCAGAAGGGGAAUGCUUGCAAGCCGAAGAACACCAUCCCAACCGUGAAGCACGGGGGUGGCAGCAUCAUGUUGUGGGGGUGCUUUGCUGUAGGAGGGACUGGUGCGCUUCACAAAAUAGAUGGCAUCAUGAGGAAGGAAAAUUAUGUGGAUAUAUUGAAGCAACAUCUCAAGACAUCAGUCAGGAAGUUAAAGCUUGGUCGCAAAUGGGUCUUCCAAAUGGACAAUGACCCCAAGCAUACUUCCUAAGUUGUGGCAAAAUGGCUUAAGGACAACAAAGACAAGGUAUUGGAGUGGCCAUCACAAAGCCCUGACCUCAAUCCUAUAGAGCAUUUGUGGGCAGAACUGAAAAAGUGUGUGCGAGCAAGGAGGCCUAGAAUCCUGACUCAGUUACACCAGCUCUGUCAGGAGGAAUGGGCCAAAAUUCACCCAACUUAUUGUGGGAAGCUUGUGGAAGGCUACCCAAAACGUUUGACCCAAGUUAAACAAUUUAAAGGCAACGCUACCAAAUACUAAUUGAGUGUAUGUAAACUUCUGACCCACUGGGAAUGUGAUGAAAUAAAUAAAACCUGAAAUAAAUAAUUCUCACUUCUAUUAUUCUGACAUUUCACAUUCUUAAAAUAAAGUGGUGAUCCUAACUGACCUAAGACAGGGAAUUUUUACUAGGAUUAAAUGUCAGGAAUUGUGAAAAACAGAGUUUAAAUGUAUUUGGCUAAGGUGUAUGUAAACUUCCAACUUCAACUGUAUAUGUACAUUCUCUAUGACAAACACUAAGAUAAUCCUCCUCUGUCUCCCCUCCCGUUCCAGGUCAGAGCUGUGUGGAUGAGCAGAUGUUUAAAGAGCAGGUGUUCCAUAAGGGAGAGAAGGGUCCAUAUGGGUUUAAAGAGCAGGUGUUCUAUAAGGGAGAGAAGGGUCCAUAUGGGUUUAAAGAGCAGGUGUUCUAUAAGGGAGAGAAGGGUCCAUAUGGGUUUAAAGAGCAGGUGUUCUAUGAGGGAGAGAAGGGUCCAUAUGCUUCAGAGAUCUAAUAAUCCUAGGUAGGUGAAGAAAAUAUGAUGGAGACUAGGCUGAGCUGUUGCUCACUCCUACCUACCCAGGCACAUCUCCUACCUACCUACCUACCUACCUACCUACCUACCUACCUACCUACCUACCUACCUACCUACCUACCUACCUACCUACCUACCUACUGAUGUCUAUUUUUAAUGGAUUAUCAGAUGAAAUUGAGUUAAUCAUGAACAUAUAGUUAACAUUCUUUGUGGCUAACUGAAUUGGGCCGUUUGUUUUUGUCUCUCUCUUCAAACACAGUGAAGGGAGCGGCACCAGGGUUGAAUAGAGUUUGGGCUAGACCUUUGUCUGCUCCUUGGUAUAGUCUUGAUUGAUUACAGCUUGAGGGGGGGAGGUUUGUGUUAUUUAGGGCCUGUCACGUAUAAGCUAAACAUGAGUGUGUGUGCAAGACAGGGGAACGGGUGAUUGGUUGGAGUAAUAGUUCAGGCGUCCUCAGGGACAAAGGAAGUGGGUGGAGCAAUAAAAGAGCGGAAAAACUGAAGAGGACUAUAUAAGUUGGAGGGAGACCUUAAGAAUGUGUGCCCCUCUGCAGACGGGUAUCGGCUUUGUUGAAAACUUUAAUAAAGUCAUUUCUUGAUGCAACGAAAACUCAUUAAGACCUUAUUUGUAAUAAAGUAUGGUGGUUAUUUUCCACAACACUACCUACCUACCCAGGCACAUCUUCUACCUACCUACCUACCUACCUACCUACCUACCUACCUACCUACCUACCUACCUACCUACCUACCUACCUACCUACCUACCUACCUACCUACCUACCUACCUACCUACCUACCUACCUACCUACCUACCUACCUACCCAGGCACAUCUUCUACCUACCUACCUACCUACUUACCUACCUACCUACCUACCUACCUACCUACCUACCUACCUACCCAGGCACAUCUUCCUGGAUAAUGAAAUGCAAACAAACACUGUAAUAAUGCAGGAUAACUAUUAAACAAGUUGUUAUACAUUCUUUACAGUCAUAGUAUUAUUCAUACAACACUAUGGUAAUAACCAAAUAAAUAUAAUAAUAUGGUAAUAACAUGGUAAUAACCUAAUAAUAACAAUAGUUUGGUUAUACCAAAUGUGAUCGUAAUGUGAUAGAAUAUCCUCGAGGUGGCCAACUCAUAAUCUAUUGCUGUUCCUAGUGAACUCAUAAUCUAUUGUUGUUCCUAGCGAACUCAUAAUCUAGUGUUGUUCCUAGUGAACUCAUAAUCUAGUGUUGUUCCUAGUGAACUCAUAAUCUAGUGUUGUUCCUAGCCAACUCAUAAUCUAUUGUUGUUCCUAGCCAACUCAUAAUCUAGUGUUGUUCCUAGCCAACUCAUAAUCUAUUGUUGUUCCUACUGAACUCAUAAUCUAUUGUUGUUCCUACUGAACUCAUAAUCUAUUGUUGUUCCUAGUGAACUCAUAAUCUAUUGUUGUUCCUAGUGAACUCAUAAUCUAUUGUUGUUCCUAGCGAACUCAUAAUCUAGUGUUGUUCCUAGUGAACUCAUAAUCUAGUGUUGUUCCUAGCCAACUCAUAAUCUAUUGUUGUUCCUAGCCAACUCAUAAUCUAGUGUUGUUCCUAGCCAACUCAUAAUCUAUUGUCGUUCCGCUAAGCGUUAGUUUCAUAUGCGUUGGGGUGGGGGGUGUUAAUUGGUAUUUGCCACACCUGUAGAGAAGAGGUUUGUUUCAGUCAGUGUGCCUGCCUUCCAGCAGUGAGUUGGCUGGAUCAGCCUUACAGGAUUGGUCUGGGGACAUGAAGGGCCUUGUUAUUUUUUAGGUCCUGCAGUCAGUCAGUCAGUCAGUCAGUCACCAUAGCAGGGUUUUUUCUUUAUUUUUACUAGUACUGAUUUUGCACAUAGCUGCAGAAGAAGCUUUCAGUGAUUGUGAUGUGCUUGUGUUACCUACUUUAGUUGAUUGCACUGAUUGUAAGUUGCUCUGGAUAAGAGUGUCUGCUUAAUGACUGAAAUGUAAAAUGUUGCAGUGGCUUGGUAUUGUGAAUUUCACUUAGCUGGAGGAACUUUAUAUUAUUUUCAGUUUGUUAAAUGUGUUAAUUCAUUCAUUCAUUCAUUAAUGCAGAAUCGCUGUGCACCCAAGCCCCAGAGUUUCAGCUGCCCAGUGGUGGCCAGUCUGAGGUGUGGGAGACCCUGGGUUCCUCUGUGGCUCUGAACUGUACAGCCCUGCUGUCCUGGAACCAGACAGAUCAACGGUGUGAAGCUACCUUCUCGACACUGCUCUGGAGCAAAGAUGGGACCCCUCUCAACCUCAGCCUUUACCCACAGAACACAUCCACCUGGUGAGUUCAACAGGACCUUGCAGAUCGCAUGUGGUCCUCUGUAGCUCAGCUGGUAGAGCACGGUGCUUGUAACGCCAGGGUAGUGGGUUCGAUCCCCGGGACCACCCAUACACACAAAAAAAAAGAAUGUAUGCACGCAUGACUGUAAGUCGCUUUGGAUAAAAGCGUCUGCUAAAUGGCUUAUUAUUAUAGUAUUACAUGUACACUGAACUACAGGUUGUCAUUGCAAAUAAGAAUCUACUCUUGACUUAUUUGUAUAAAUUAAGGUUAAAUUACAAAUAAUGUUCUGCUUUUUCCCCCCCACAAUGUCCAACCAAUUACAAUACAGAGGCCACCUUUUUGUUCUCCUGGCAGGACUCACAGCCCAUCCCAGAUGAUGGUGAGCAGUGUGCUGCAGGUCCGGCUUAGAGAGCAGGCUGACUUUGGCCUCUACUCCUGUGAGGUGAGGAACACCUCUGCUGACUUCAGCCUGCAGAAUACAGGUAAGAGACCAGGGGAUUGUGGACUGUACAUUAUACUAUAUCAGACAUGUUGUCAAAGGCAAUUCACAGUAGUGUGUGCGUACAAUACUUAUUUCAAAUGUUAAUUUCAAGACAUUUAAAAACGCAUUGAUGUGAUAACUGAGCCUGGGUGAAUACAGAUAUGCUGUUUUAUUAUUUAAAAAAUGUUUAGGGGGUAUAUCAGCUUUAAUAUUGUAGCUUCCAUGAAUGUAAUUGUCUGCAUCAUUUCCAAUUCCGCAUAUAUAUUUUUUGUAAAUAUACACUACCGGUCAAAAGUUUUAGUACACCUACUCAUUCAAGGGUUUUUCUUAAUUUUUUACUAUUUUCUACAUUGUAGAAUAAUAGUGAAGACAUCAAAACUAUGAAAUAACACAUAUGGAAUCAUGUAGUAACCAAAAAAGUGUUAAACAUAUCAAAAUAAUUUUAUAUUUGAGAUUCUUCAAAGUAGCCACCCUUUGCCUUGAUGACAGCUUUGCACACUCUUGGCAUUCUCUCGACCAGCUUCUUGAGGUAGUCAACUGGAAUGCAUUUCAAUUAACAGGUGUGCCUUGUUAAAAGUUAAUUUGUGGAAUUUGUGGAAUUUCUUUCCUUCUUAAUGCGUUUGAGCCAAUCAGUUGUGUUGUAACAAGGUAGGGGUGGUAUACAGAAGAUAGCCCUAUUUGGUAAAAGACGUAGUGCAUAUUAUGGCAAGAACAGCUCAAAUAAGCAAAGAGAAAUGACAGUCUAUCAUUACUUUAAGACAUGAAGGUCUGUCAAUUCCAUAAAGUAAGUGUGGAAGAGGUGAUGUUUUUAAAAUUAUUGUCGAUCAACAAUGAAAAGCCACUGGGGUCUGACAACUUGGAUGGAAAAUGACUGAGGAUAAUAGCGGACGAUAUUGCCACUCCUAUUUGCCAUAUCUUCAAUUUAAGCCUACUAGAAAGUGUGUGCCCUCAGGCCUGGAGGGAAGCAAAAGUUAUUCCGCUACCUAAGAAUAGUAAAGUCCCCUUAACUGGCUCAAAUAGCCGACCAAUUAGCCUGUUACCAACCCUUAGUAAACUAUUGGAAAAAAUUGUGUUUGACCAGAUACAAUGCUAUUUUACUGUAAACAAAUUGACAACAUACUUUCAGCACGCUUAUAGGGAAGGACAUUCAACACGCCCAGCACUUUAUUAUUUACAAAUUACUGAUGAUUGGCUGAGAGAAAUUGAUGAUAAAAAGAUUGUGGGGGCUGUUUUGUUAUACUUCAGUGCUCGAUCAUAGUCUGUUGCUGGAAAAGCGUAUGAGUUUUGGCUUUACACCCCCUGCUAUAUUGUGGAUAAAAGUUACCUGUCUAACAGAACACAGAGGGUGUUCUUUAAUGGAAGCCUCUACAGCAAAAUCCAGGUAGAAUCAGGAAUUCCCCAGGGCAGCUGUCUAGGACCCUUACUUUUUUCAAUCUUUACUAAUGACAUGCAACUGGCUUUGAGUAAAGCCAAUGUGUCUAUGUAUGUGGAUGACUCAACACUAUACACGUCAGCUACCACAGCGACUGAAACGACUGCAACACUUAACAAAGAGCCGCAGUUAGUUUCAGAAUGGGUGGCAAGGAAUAAGUUAGUCCUAAAUAUUUCAAAAAAUAAAAGCAUUGUAUUUGGGAGAAAUCAUUUACUAAACCUGUGAUGAUGAGUUUCUAGGGUAUCAAGUAAUUCAUGAUGCAAGAAGAUAUUUAACACUUAGAUGGAGAGUUCAUUCAAGUAUUGAAUAGGUACCGUGGUUCGCAUAACAAAAAACCUGUGCUUCGCCUCUUGACAUUCGAACUAACUUGAACAAAGAAAACCUCUGUUUAUAUACUCUGUUACACGUUUCUUGAACAACAUCUGUUAACCAUCAUUUGGCACUCCCUUCUUUGAUGGUAUUACCCUGUACCCAAGUCAGUAUAUUACUAUCUAUCAAUCAUUCUAAGAUAAACCACCAGUAAUCUCCCUUGACAUAAUGGAAUCCUUGUUAUUCAGACAAUGUGGCACCAAGUCACUUAUCUACCUUGUUCCUACGACACUGUGAAAUGACAUCAUAACAAAACCCUAAACCUCAACUAAAUCUUGUAAUUAAUAAUGUGGAAAUUGAGCGAGUUGAGGAGACUAAAUUGCUUGGAGUAACCCUGGAUUGUAAACUGUCAUGGUCAAAACAUAUUGAUACAACAGUAGCUAGGAUGGGGAGAAGUCUGUCUAUAAUAAAGCGCUGCUCUGCCUUCUUAACACCACUAUCAACAAGGCAGGUCCUACAGGCCCUAGUUUUGUCGCACCUGGACUACUGUUCAGUCGUGUGGUCAGGUGCCACAAAGAGGGACUUAGGAAAAUUGCAAUUGGCUCAGAACAGGGCAGCACGGCUGGCCCUUGGAUGUACACAGAACGCUAACAUUAAUAAUAUGCAUGUCUAUCUCUCCUGGCUUAAAGUGGAGGAGGGAAGUAUGAAAAAUGUAUGCACUCACUAACUGUAAAUCGCUCUGGAUAAGAGCGUCUGCUAAAUGACUAAAAUGUAAAUGUAAAUGAGAUUGACUUCAUCACUACUGUAUUUGUGAGAGGUAUUGACAUGUUGAAAGCACCGUGCUGUCUGUUUGAACGACUGGCACACAGCUCAGACACCCGUGCAUAUCCCACAAGACAUGCCACCAGAGAUCUCUUCACAGUCCCCAAGUCCAGAACAGACUAUGGGAGGCGCACAGUACUACAUAGAGCCAUGACUACAUGGAACUCUAUUCCACAUCAAGUAACUGAUGCAAGCAGUAGAAUCAGAUUUUUAAAAAACAGAUAUAAAUACACCUUAUGGAACAGCAGGGACUGUGAAGCAACACAAACAUGGACACAUGCAUACAAACACACGAUAACAUACGCACUAUACACACACGUACACAUGGAUUUUGUGUUAUAGAUAUGUGGUAGUAGAGUAGAGGCCUGAGGGCACGCACUUAAUAUGUUGUGAAAUCUGUUAUGUAUUGUAAUGUUUUUAAAAUGUAUAACUGCCUUAAUUUUGCUGGACCCCAGGAAGAUUUUUGGUUCCAACCGCCGUGUCUUUGUGAGACCCAGAGUAGGUGAACGGAUUAUCUCCGCAUGUGUGGUUCCCACUGUGAAGCAUGGAGGAGGAGGUGUGAUGGUGUGGGGGUACUUUGCUGGUGACACUGUCUGUGAUUUAUUUAGAAUUCAAGGCACACUUAACCAGCAUGGCUACCACAGCAUUCUGCAGAGAUACGCCAUCCCAUCUGGUUUGCGCUUAGUGGGACUAUAAUUUGUUUUUCAACAGGACAAUGACCCAGAACACACCUCCAGGCUGUGUAAGGGCUAUUUGACCAAGAAGGAGAGUGAUGGAGUGCUGCAUCAGAUGACCUGGCCUCCACAAUCCCCCGACCUCAACCCAAUUGAGAUGGUUUGGGAUGAGUUGGACCGCAGAGUGAAGGAAAAGCAGCCAACAAGUGCUCAGCAUAUGUGGGAACUCCUUCAAGACUGUUGGAAAAGCAUUCCUCAUGAAGCUGGUUGAGAGAAUGCCAAUAGUGUGCAAAGGCAAAGGGUGGCUACUUUGAAGAAUAUAAAAUAUAAAAUAUAUUUUGAUUUGUUUAACACUUUUUUGGGUUACUACAUGAUUCCAUAUGUGUUAUUUCAUAGUUUUGAUGUCUUCACUAUUAUUCUACAAUGUAGAAUAUAGUAAAAAUAAAGAAAAACCCUUGAAUGAGUAGGUGUGUCCAAACUUUUGACUGGUAGUGUAUAUAUAUAUAUAUAUACACUACCAUGUUGUACAAAUAUAUUUUCCAUUAUUAUGUUCCCCUAACCCCUCCCCUAAUUGGAGUAAACUAAUGGACAACACUUAGGCUUCUACUUUCAUCUUAUACAUACUAUAUGCUGUUUUAUUAAUGGCUCAUGAUUGUUGGUGUCUUGUUUGUGUGUUCACAGCCCAGCCCAGUCACACAGCGGCAGUGAUAGCAGCCAUCAGUCUCUUCCUUCUCCUGACUGUAGCUGCUGUCGUCUACUCCAGGUGCCGUCUCAACGUCACACUCUGGUACCGGAACUCCUAUGGAGACUAUGAGAUCGACGGUGAGGAGUGAGGACAUCCCCACUGCAGUGGUUAAAACACAGUGUGAGCCCACUUUCGUACUGUAGGUGGGCUAAUGUUAGUUGUACAUAUGUAGGAUUUUAAUUUGAGCCAGUUUGCUACAUCAGAAAAAUUGUCUAGCAGCAACAGCAAAUAUGAAUUAUUACGUGGAUUAUAAUGAAUUGAUUUUUUUUUUUUUUUUGAUAGGGCAAAUCAAUUCUGACAUUUUAAAGUGGAAAUUAAAAACUUUAGAAGCCUUUUUAAACCUCAAUUACACUACACGUUUGCAUUUCAUAUUUGCAGGAAAAGAUUAAGGCAUCUGUAGGUAUCGGUAAACUGAUUCAAGUAGUAUUGGGGGUUACAAUGAAUUGAACAUAUCAAAGAUACUGUAUAUUAUUAUUUUCUUGCAAUGAUUGUCAUAUGUGGUUGUAAGAAGGGUUUACUCAGGAUCGUGACACUGAAUUGUGGUAAGUGUCAUAAGGCCUGCGUAACACUGUCAUAAGGCCUGCGUAACACUGUCAUAAGGCCUGCAUAACACUGUCAUAAAGCCUGCAUAACACUGUCAUAAAGCCUGCAUAACACUGUCAUAAAGCCUUCAUAAUACUGUCAUAAAGCCUGCAUAACACUGUCAUAAAGCCUGCAUAACACUGUCAUAAAGCCUGCAUAACACUGUCAUAAAGCCUGCAUAACACUGUCAUAAGGCCUGCAUAACACUGUCAUAAAGCCUGCAUAACACUGUCAUAAAGCCUGCAUAACACUGUCAUAAAGCCUUCAUAACACUGUCAUAAGGCCUGCAUAACACUGUCAUAAGGCCAAAUGUAAGAUAAGCUAUGUUAUAAUGUCUCUCUGUUUGUCAUCAGAUGGGAAGCUGCAUGACGCCUACAUCUCCUACGUGAACAACGAAUACGACAGAAAGUUGGUCAACUUCAUCAUCAAACCUCACCUGGUCAACAAAUCUGGACAUAAGCUACACCUCAAUGAUAACAACAUCCUACCUGGGGAUGGUAAUGAUGACACAACAUAACCCUCAGUCCGUUUGACUCUUACUAAAAACAACUUGUAUGCAGAGCCGAUCCAGCACUUACAGGAGCAAUUAUGGUUAAGUGCCUUGUUUAAGGGCGCAUCGACAGAUUUUUCACACAGUCGGCUUGGGGAUUAGAACCAGCGACCUUUGGGUUACUGGCCCAACGCUCUUAACCUGUUAGGCUACCUGCCGCCCUGAAAGUCUUCAUGUUGACCUUCUUCUUCUUCUUCUUCUCUUCUUUCUUCUUUCUUCCUCUUUUCUUCUCUUCUUCUUUUCUCUCUUCUCUUCUUCUUCUUCUUCUUCUUCUGCUCCUCCUCCUCCUCUGUCAGAGCCGUCUGCUGAGUUGCUGAUGAACGUUAGUCACUGUCGACGCCUCAUCGUAGUGAUGUCACACGCCUACCUAGAACAGGACUGGUGCUUUAACAACUUUAGGUAGGUAUGCAGAUAGCUCAUCAUUAUGCCUAUGUAAAAAAUGAUGCUAACCGCUAAUGCUAAUGCUAGUUGUGUCCCUGUGUGGUCCUCUCUUAGCUUAGCAUGCUAACCACUAAUGCUAAUUUUGUCCCUGUGUGGUCCUCUCUUAGCUUAGCAGGCUAAUGAUAAUGCCACUAAUGCUACAGCGUCACUAUGUGUUUACCCAUGUCCGUAAAGAACAGGGACAACUGCAACUGAUGUCUGUACAAAACCCUCAGCAUAGCAUGAUCUAGCUGACUGCUAAUGCCAGUUGCUAAUAUCCCUGUGUUGUCCACACUCUCAGACAGUCUAAUGUCUCUGUGUUGUCCACUCUCUCAGACAGUCUAAUGUCUCUGUGUUGUCCACCCUCUCAGACAGUCUAAUGUCUCUAUGUUGUCCACCCUCUCAGACAGUCUAAUGUCUCUGUGUUGUCCACCCUCUCAGACAGUCUAAUGUCUCUGUGUUGUCCACCCUCUCAGACAGGCUAAUGUCGUUGUGUUUUCCACCCUCUCAGACAUCUAAUGUCUCUGUGUUGUCCACCGUCUCAGACAGGCUAAUGUCACUGUGUUGUCCACCCUCUCAGACAGUCUAAUGUCUCUGUGUUGUCCACCCUCUCAGACAGUCUAAUGUCUCUGUGUUGUCCACCCUCUCAGACAGUCUAAUGUCUCUGUGUUGUCCACCCUCUCAGACAGGCUAAUGUCGUUGUGUUGUCCACCCUCUCAGACAGUCUAAUGUCUCUAUGUUGUCCACCCUCUCAGACAGUCUAAUGUAUCUGUGUUGUCCACCCUCUCAGACAGGCUAAUGUCGUUGUGUUGUCCACCCUCUCAGACAGUCUAAUGUCUCUGUGUUGUCCACCCUCUCAGACAGUCUAAUGUCUCUGUGUUGUCCACCCUCUCAGACAGUCUAAUGUCUCUGUGUUGUCCACCCUCUCAGACAGUCUAAUGUCUCUGUGUUGUCCACCCUCUCAGACAGUCUAAUGUCUCUGUGUUGUCCACCCUCUCAGACAGUCUAAUGUCUCUGUGUUGUCCACCCUCUCAGACAGGCUAAUGUCGUUGUGUUGUCCACCCUCUCAGACAGUCUAAUGUCUCUAUGUUGUCCACCCUCUCAGACAGUCUAAUGUCUCUGUGUUGUCCACCCUCUCAGACAGUCUAAUGUCUCUGUGUUGUCCACCCUCUCAGACAGGCUAAUGUCGCUGUGUUGUCCACCCUCUCAGACAGUCUAAUGUCUCUGUGUUGUCCACCCUCUCAGACAGUCUAAUGUCUCUGUGUUGUCCACCCUCUCAGACAGUCUAAUGUCUCUGUGUUGUCCACCCUCUCAGACAGUCUAAUGUCUCUGUGUUGUCCACCCUCUCAGACAGUCUAAUGUCUCUGUGUUGUCCACCCUCUCAGACAGUCUAAUGUCUCUGUGUUGUCCACCCUCUCAGACAAGGCCUUCUGCACCUGCUGGAGCUGUCCCAGAGGCCCAUCAUCAUCAUCACAUUGGAGGGUCAGGUCAAACACAUGAGACCUGAUGUGGUCCAGCAGAUCAGAGAACACCAACACAGACUCACCUUGCUCACCUGGUCAGGAUCACACUCCAUGGUGAUUCAACCUAGCCCUAUCUCUAACCCUGACCCUAGCCCUAUCUCUAACCCUGACCCUAGCCCUAUCUCUAACCCUGGUCCUGACCCUAGCCCUAUCUCUAACCCUGACCCUAGCCCUAUCUCUAACCCUGACCCUAGCCUAUCUCUAACCCUGACCCUUAGCCCUAUCUCUAACGCUGGUCCUAACCCUGACCCUAGCCCUAUCUCUAACCCUGGUCCUGACCCUAGCCCUAUCUGUAACCCUGGUCCUGACCCUAGCCCUAUCUGUAACCCUGACCCUAGCCCUAUCUCUAACCCUGACCCUAGCCCUAUCUCUAACCCUGGUCCUGACCCUAGCCCUAUCUCUAACCCUGACCCUAGCCCUAUCUCUAACCCUGACCCUAGCCCUAUCUCUAACCCUGACCCUAGCCCUAUCUCUAACGCUGGUCCUGACCCUAGCCCUAUCUGUAACCCUGGUCCUGACCCUAGCCCUAUCUCUAACCCUGACCCUAGCCCUAACCCUUAGCCCUAACCCUUAGCCCUGACCCUAGCCCUAUCUCUAACCCUGACCCUAGCCCUAUCUCUAACCCUGGUCCUGACCCUAGCCCUAUCUCUAACCCUGACCCUAGCCCUAUCUCUAACCCUGACCCUAGCCCUAUCUCUAACCCUGACCCUAGCCCUAUCUCUAACCCUGACCCUAGCCCUAUCUCUAACCCUGACCCUAGCCCUAUCUCUAACCCUGGUCCUGACCCUAGCCCUAUCUCUAACCCUGAGCCUGACCCUAACCCUGACCCUGGUCCUGACCCUAGCCCUAUCUCUAAUCCUGACCCUAGCCCUAUCUCUAACCCUGACCCUAGCCCUAACCCUUAGCCCUGACCCUAGCCCUAUCUCUAGCCCUGACCCUAGCCCUAUCUCUAACCCUGACCCUAGCCCUAACCCUUAGCCCUAACCCUUAGCCCUGACCCUAGCCCUAUCUCUAGCCCUGACCGUAACACAUGAAGCCUGACGUGGUGAGUGGCGCAGUGGUCUAAGGCACUGCAUCGCAGUGCUAACUGUGUCACUAGAGAUCCUGGUUCGAAUCCAGGCUCUGUCGCAGCCGGCCGCGACCGGGAGACUCAUGGGCGGCGCACAAUUGGCCCAGCGUCGUCCAGGGUAGGGGAGGGAAUGGCCGGCAGGGAUGUAGCUCAGUUGAUAGAGCAUGGCGUUUGCAACGCCAGGGUUGUGGGUUCGAUUCCCACAGGGGGCCAGUAUAAAAUAAAUAAAUAUGUAAGUCGCUCUGGAUAAGAGCGUCUGCUAAAUGACUAAAAAUGUAAAUGUAAAUGUCAUAGAAUGGUUAGGAUCACCUCAUUAUCUUCCAAUGCUACAGCUUAGUUAUUGUGUCAUAUGACAACUGGCAAAUAUGUUUUUUUCACAUUACUUAUCCAAGCUUUACUGUGCUGGCCUGGUUAAGCAUCCACUAUUGUUGCUGGAACUGUGCCGGAAACAGGACAAUGUAAAAAGACGGGGUCUAUCCAAACCAGCCCAUCACUGUAUGGUAAUAACGUUCUUUUACGUUCUGGUCAUUUUUUUCCCAGUCCCACAAAAAUGCAACAAAGUGCAUAUGCAAAGCCCUCAUUCUGUCACUCAGAAAAUUAUUCCAGUGUCUGCCUGCCAGCUGAAAGUCUUUACCAGUGUGUGUGUAGGCUACCUGCCCCUCCCCCUCCCUCCAGUGUAAGCGACCUGCCCUCCCCCUCCCUCCAGUGUAGGCUAACUGCCCCCUCCCCCUCCCCCUCCAGUUAGGCUACCAGGCCCCUCACACCCUCCCCCUCCCUCCAGUGUAGGCUACCUGCCCUCCCCCUCCCUCACAUGUAGACUACCUGCCCCUCCCCUCCCUCCAGGUAGGCUACCUGCCCCUCCCCCCUCCUCCAAGGUAGGCGGUACUGCCCCUCCCCCUCCCUCCAGUGUAGCUACUUGCCCCUCCCCCUCCCUCCAGUGUAGGCUACUUUGCCCCUCCCCCUCCCUCCAGUGUAGCUACCUGCCCCUCCCCCUCCCUCCAUGUAGGCUAACCGCCCCUCCCCCUCCCUCCAGUGUAGGCUAGCUGCCCCCCCCCCUCCCUCCAGUGUAGGCUACUUGCCCCCCUCCCCCAGGUGGCUAUGCCCCUCCCUCCUCCAGUGUAGGCUACUGCCCCGUCCCCUCCUCCAGUGUAGGCUACCUGCCCCUCCCCCUCCCUCCAGUGUAGGCUACUUGCCCCUCCCCCCUCCCUCCAGUGUAGGCUACUGCCCCUCCCCCUCCCUCCAGUGUAGGUUACCUGCCCCUCCCCCCCCCCCCCCCCCUCCCUCCAGUUAGGCUAAACCUGACCCUCCCCCCCUACCAGUGUAGGGCCACCUGCCCCCCCCUCCCCCGUUAGGCUACCUGCGCCCUCCCCCUACCCUCCAGUGUAGGCUACUGCCACUCCCCCUCCCUCCAGUGUAGGCUACCUGCCCCUCCCCCCUCCCUCCAGUGUAGGCUACUGCCCCUCCCCCUCCCUCCAGUGUAGGCUACCUGCCCCUCCCCCUCCCUCCAGUGUAGGUACUUGCCCCUCCCCCUCCCUCCAGUGUAGGCUACCUGCCCCUCCCCCCCCCUCCCGUGUAGGCUACCUGCCCCUCCCCCUCCUCCAGUGUAGGUUACCUGCCCCUCCCCCUCCCCCUCCAGUUGUAAGCUAACCUGCCCCUCCCCCUCCCUCCAGUGUAGGCGACCUGCCCCUCCCCCUCCCUCCAGUGGUAGGCUACCUGCCCCUCCCCCCUCCUCCAGUGUAGGCUACCUGCCCCUCCCCCUCCCUCCAGUGUAGGCUACCUGCCCCUCCCCCUCCCUCCAGUGUAGGCUAGCCUGCCCUCCCCCUCCCUCCAGUGUAGGCUACCUGCCCCUCCCCCUCCCUCCAGUGUAGGCUAACCUGCCCUCCCCCCCCCCUCCAUGUAGUCUAGCUGCCCCUCCCCCUCCCUCCAGUGUAGUCUACUGCCCCCUCCCCCUCCCUCCAGUGUAGGCUACUUGCCCUCCCCCUCCCUCCAGUGUAGGCUACCUGCCCCUCCCCCUCCCUCCAUUGUAGGCUACUUGCCCCUCCCCCUCCCUCCAGUGUAGGCUACCUGCCCCUCCCCCUCCCUCCAGUGUAGGCUACCUGCCCCUCCCCCUCCCUCCAGUGUAGUCUAGCUGCCCCUCCCCCCUCCCUCCAGUGUAGUCCUAGCUGCCCCUCCCCCUCCCUCCAGUGUAGGCUACUUGCCCCCCCCCUCCCUCCAGUGUAGGCUACUUGCCCCUCCCCCUCCCUCCAGUGUAGGCUACUUGCCCCUCCCCCUCCCUCCAGUGUAGGCUACCAGCCCCUCCCCCUCCCUCCAGUGUAGGCUACCAGCCCCUCCCCCUCCCUCCAGUGUAGGCUACCUGCCCCUCCCCCUCCCUCCAGUGUAGGCUACCUGCCCCUCCCCCUCCCUCCAGUGUAGGCUACCUGCCCCCCCCCCCUCCAGUGUAGGCUACUUUGCCCCUCCCCCUCCCUCCAGUGUAGUCUACUUGCCCCUCCCCCUCCCUCCAGUGUAGUCUAGCUGCCCCCUCCCCCUCCCUCCAGUGUAGGCUACUUGCCCCUCCCCCCUCCAGUGUAGGCUACCUGCCCCUCCCCCUCCCUCCAGUGUAGGCUACCUGCCCCUCCCCCCUCCCUCCAGUGUAGGCUACUUGCCCCUCCCCCUCCCUCCAGUGUAGGCUACCUGCCCCUCCCCCUCCCUCCAGUGUAGGCUACCUGCCCCUCCCCCUCCCUCCAGUGUAGGCUACUUGCCCCUCCCCCUCCCUCCAGUGUAGGCUACUUGCCCCUCCCCCUCCCUCUGAAACAUGUAUAGUCUACUGUAGCUACUGACGUUACAGGCGUGAUUCAGAAAUUAGGGAGAGAGAUUUUUAGUUAAGAGAACAGUGGAUUAACCUUUUUAAUGCUAGUUAAAGAUACUGUAGUUGUUUUACAUUGGACGUGUUUUUAUUUUAAUUCUGGUGCCGCUCUGCACACACAAGCUUGUUAGCUAGCUAGCCUGUUAGCUAGCUCUGGUCCAGCUCUCAAAUUCUAGGCAGCAUUAUGUAUAAUAUAAUGUGACUGAGAGUCAUGAUCAACGGCUAGCUCCGGUCCAACGUUAGUGAAGCCAACUCUCUGAAGUUCAAAGACAUUCAAAGUUCCUUCACAGAAGCCACUCCCUCCGUAAGUAUAAUUCUGUGGGUCUAAUUCAGAUAACGCACGUCAUAACAACAAGAUGCCCAGCGCUUCAUGCCCAGUGCUCUCCUCACCAGGAACAUUUCAGUCGCAUGUUGCACCCUACACUACACUUGUCUGUUCAAUGCAUGUACAUAGCUUGCCUGCUCCAUAACAAGUUGCUCUAUCCAUUGCUGAAGUCAUUUCAUGUUGAGCUAAACCUCGAUUUCAGAGGUUUAAAAACUGGUACUUUUUUGGGGUUCAAACUGGUUCAGAACUUUAUAUUGCUGGUCAGAACAGUGGAACGGCUAACUGGACUGUAUACUGUGCUGUGUCUCCCCAGCCGCCGUCGUCAGUGUUCUGGAAGGAGUUGGCCCUGGCCAUGCCUCGUAAGGUUGUGUUCCACAGCGACGCGGCAGGGGACCCACAGACCCUCUUCCAAGACGAUAAGGACCCCAUGCUCACCCUCAACCCAGACUACCUGGACUGUCGCCCUGACCCCGACCCUGCAGGAGACCUGGGUAAGACCAUGUGACUGGCUGGCAACAGGGUUGGGUGCUAUUGGCACUGGAUUACAAUGCUAAUUCCAUUUCAGAUUGGGUCAAUUCCAUUUCAAUUCAGUCAAUUCAAUAAAUUAAAAUGGAUUUGACCCCAAACCUAAUCCACCAGGACCAAUACCAUUUUGUGUUAUGUAAUGUAAUCGUAUCCAUACACCAGUGGAGGCUGCUGAGGGGAGGAUGGCUCAUAAUAAUGGCUGGAACGGAGCAAAUGGAAUGGCAUCAAACACAUGGAAACCAUGUGUUUGAUGUACUUGAUACCAUUCCACUAACUCCGCUCCAGCCAUUACCACAAGCUCGUCCUCCCCAAUUAAGGUGUCGCCAAGCUUCGAGAAAGCUACAAUGCUUCACUCUAAAGCCCCAUAGAACUAAGAUUGCUGACCUACAGCGUCGAUCCACACAUUUCUUCAACCAAAUGACUAAAUCUCCUUGUUCACCCUCUCCUUUCUUCUCUCAUUUUCUCCAGGCCUGCGUCUCCCAGUCCACAAGGCCCCGACACCAAGAGUCCCUGUGCUGCCAAUGUUCCCCUCUGUCCCUGCAUCCCUGACUGAGCCCAAACCCUCAGAUAUAGAUGUAUCGGACCUGGGAUCGCGCAACUAUGGAGCUCGCAAUGACUUCUACUGCCUGGUCACAGAGGACAUCUGAGCUAAACUGUAGCCCCUGAAGAAAAAAGAAGAACAAGAUCUCAAAUUUCUACUCUCCCAGAAGGAAAUAGGUCACUUCAGUCUGAAACAUGUUCUCUCAACAACACCAUUACUUCACAGUGUAUGUUACAUUUCUAAAAAGUGAAAACAUUUUUGUUCUUUGAACAACUUUGAUUUUAUCUCAGAUUUAUUACAUUUGUGCUUAUAUUAAACUGAGUGUACAAACAAUAGGAACACCUGCUCUUUCCAUGACAUAGACUG
This is a messenger RNA of Coregonus sp. 'balchen', 20636 nucleotides long. Lineage: Eukaryota; Metazoa; Chordata; Actinopteri; Salmoniformes; Salmonidae. The record is from the annotation of a GenBank genome assembly.